UCAACUUUGUAUCCAUUUAAAUUAACCCUUUUUCAAUAAAGCACUAUUGUUUAGAUAUUAAAUGAGUAGUCUUCUUUUUGAGUAAGGUGUGAGGUCCACUGGGAAGAUUCAAGACCCCAAUUACAACUGUAUGUUAGAGCAGAAAGUUACUUGUAUUAAUAGCAGGAGUACUGCAUAACCCAGAUACUCCAAAAGCAAUGCAGUAGCUGUACGGAAGUGUGUACAGGCUAUCAAAUUGUCUGCAGACUCUCCGGUAAAGUGGGCACUGAGACUUCAUAGCUAAGUUUACUAAUUAGAAAAUGAAGCAACAACUGUUAAACAUCCUGGGAAGUAAAAGUGAUCCAAGUAUGUCUCUACUUCUCCAUACUUGUAAGAAGAGAGAUGAAUUAGGAAAACAGUGUCUUAGUUUUUUUUUAAUAUGUUUGUUUAUUUUCUGGUUGUCGUUUUUUGUGUGUUUGAGACAAACUUACUUUGGAGCCUGGCUAACCUGGAAAACUCUAUGUAAAUCAGGCUGGUGGUCUUCAACUCAAAUCUACUGCCUGCGCCUCUGGAGCGCUGAGAUUAAAGGUGUAUGCCACCAUGCUCAGAUUUUUAAGUUUUUCUACCUUUUUAUUGUAUGUGUAUGAGUAUUUUCCCUGCAUGCAUGUCUUUGUACCAUGUAUAUGCGUAUCACCCAGAGGCUAGAAGAGGAUGUCAGAUCCCCUGGAACUGGAGUUACAGACAGUUGUGAGAAGCCUUAUGGGUGUCGGGAACUGAAUUUGUGUUCUGGAAGAGCAGCCAGUGCUCUUAACAGCUAAACCAUCUCCCCAGCCCAGGAAAGCACCUUUAAAAAUCUGAAUUUGCUCUGAUGAGAUGGCUUAGUGGGUAAAAGUACUUACCUUAUAACGUGAUCAAACGAGUUUGAUCCCAGGAUUUAUAGCACGCGCACGCGCACACACACACACAAUGUUUUAUAAAAACCUGCAAUAACAAACCACAUAACCGGAAACUUUAUCCUAAUCUGGGUGGAUGAUCAACCUCUUCGGCUUCAUGCCCGUUUGUCAGCCUGACCCCUGUAUUGACCAGAGCCCUUCUCAUCCUCUUGCUUUCUAAGCAGCGUACUGACCCUAGGAAAUGAGGCUCCUGCUCUCAAAAUCAUUAGGUUGCUCAUGUCUAACCUCAUUCUUGUCUUGUCUAGUCCAGCUCCUUAACGAUUGACAUCACAGUCAGUGGCUGUGGCAGUGGCCGCUUACAAGAAAGGGAUAGCCAAGGUGGUGGAGGACGUUGGGACGCCUACUAACUGUGUUGAGCACAGUCAGCCUGUGCUCCUAGGUUGCCUUGGGGAAGCUGAGGCCCUCCCUGCUUAUCUGAGGGACUUCUAGCCAAUGGCUAGUGCUCUAUAUGAAUCGCUUGGGGCCUGUGUCGAUUUAUUUAGCCUAGACUGUGGUUCUAAGGGCUGGCUCCCUGCAGGGCCAUUCAAUUAACAAAUGGAAGAAGAAGGUGAGGUUGCUGCAAGUCAGAAGUGGAAGGACCAGAAUCCAGUCUUUGAUUUCCAGAAAAUCCAGUUUUGAUUUCCAGAAAGCCUCAAAUCCAGAAAGGAACUGUCGCGGCUUCGAGGACUCUUGGCGUACCCUGCCUCCAGUACAGCACCUCAAAAGCGACCCUUUAGGAACAUCGGGCGCCUACAGACCACGGUUCCACUAUUCCCAGGCUGGGCACGAUGGAUGGAAAGGAGCCUGGUAGUCUGACCAGGAGUAUGAAUGCCAGAAUAGUCCCGCGAGCUUGAAGUCCAAGGCCCCACCCAGAACCCGGGCCGCCCUGCUUGCCAAAGCUAGGCUGUAGGCUGAGACCCGCCCGAGUGCCAAAGUCCCGCCCAGGCCUACGUAAGGGCCCAGCCGGGUUCCGGAGUCCAGGUCUGGGGUAGUCCUCCCGUGAUUCCAAAGCUGCGUCCAAGACGGAAUUCUCGCUCAGUGCCAAAGGGAAGGCGAAGACGGAGAACUCGCGGCUCUCCUAAGUUCCACCCAGCAUAGAGUUCUCAGCGUGCCGAAGCCCCGCCGCACCCGCGGAGGGGCUGCCCAAUUCGGCAGCUUUGACUUUACGGGGCCCCCUCGCCCCGCCCUGCCCUACGUGAUCCACCAAUCAGAGCGAGGGGCUGCGCUCGCAGACGCCGGCCGGGAGGACCCGCCCGCAGGCCAAUCCGCGGAGCGUCCGCGGAGGGGCGGGGCUGCGGCGGACUCGCGGCGGGGGCAGGGGCGGAGAAGCAGCUAGCCGUCGGGAGCGGGCGGCGCGGGCGGCGCGGGCGGCGCGGGCGCAGGACGCUGAGAAGGCCCGGCUGGCGGCGGCGCGGGCCGGAGCUGCACGUGUUUCCUUCACUUUCAACUAAUGAAGAAUGGGAGAGAUAGAAGGAACAUACAGAGCUUUACCAACUUCAGGGACACGCUUGGGUGGCCAGACGUCCAUUGGAGUGAGUACCCUGGAACCAGAGCAGGGCCUCUCAGCCAGGAUGCAGGAGAAGCACAUGCACAUCAGAGUGAAGCUGCUGGACAGCACUGUACAAUUAUUUGACAUUGAGCCUAAGUGUGAUGGGCAGGUCUUACUGACGCAGGUGUGGGAGCACCUGAAUCUCGUUGAAUGUGACUACUUUGGUCUGGAGUUCAAGAACGUCCAGUCCUGCUGGAUUUGGCUUGAACCUAUGAAACCCAUCAUAAGGCAAGUACGAAAGCCAAAGAAUGUGUUGCUUCGCCUGGCAGUAAAGUUUUUCCCACCUGACCCUGGUCAGUUGCAAGAAGAGUACACAAGGUACCUGUUUGCCUUGCAGAUCAAGAGAGACCUCCUGGAGGAACGGCUGACCUGCACAGCCACCACUGCGGCCCUUCUCAUAUCCCACCUUCUGCAAUCGGAAAUCGGAGAUUAUGAUGAAACCCUGGAUCGAGAACACCUCAAAGCCAAUGAAUACUUGCCCAAUCAGGAGAAAUCUCUGGAAAAGAUACUAGACUUCCAUCAGAGGCACACGGGCCAGACUCCUGCAGACUCAGAUUUCCAGGUGCUUGAGAUUGCAAGGAAGUUGGAAAUGUAUGGCAUCAGGUUUCACAUGGCUUCUGACAGAGAAGGGACCAAGAUUAAUCUGGCAGUUUCUCACAUGGGUGUCCUGGUGUUCCAGGGUACCACCAAAAUCAAUACUUUCAACUGGUCCAAGGUCCGUAAACUAAGCUUCAAGAGGAAGAGGUUUCUUAUCAAACUCCACCCUGAGGUCCAUGGACCCUACCAGGACACAUUAGAGUUCUUGUUGGGUAGCAGAGAUGAAUGUAAGAACUUCUGGAAGAUAUGUGUGGAGUACCAUACCUUUUUUAGACUCUCUGACCAGCCUAAGCCAAAGGCAAAAGCUGUCUUCUUCAGCCGGGGCUCCUCCUUCAGAUACAGUGGAAGAACUCAGAAACAACUGGUAGAUUAUGUCAAAGACGGUGGGAUGAAGAGAAUUCCAUACGAAAGACGGCACAGUAAGACUCGGAUGUCACUUCAUGCUCUGACUGUAGAUCUGCCUAAACAGAGCAUCUCCUUCACCGAUGGCUUGAGAACUUCUGCCUCCCUGUCUUCAGCAAAUGUCUCCUUUUAUCCACCCCCUACUUCUUCUUUGUCCCCUCCUGGUCUGCCCAAUUUGAAGGACAGCAGCAGCUCCCUUGUGGAUCCCCAGGCUCCCCACAUCAAGAGCACAGCAGCAGAGAGGAGCAGCAGACCGCCGUCAUCAUCUGAAGGCCCCAGCACACAGCCGACCCAUCUCCCUGGACCCCCUGUGCUCCAGUCUGGUCCAGGCUUUUCUCUGGAUAAUCCUCAGCCUUCUCCCUCCAGCCUGAAGAGCCAACUGAGCCUGAGCCCUGAGCUCCAGGCCUCUUUGAGCACAGCUGAGCAGGGUUCAUCCCCUUUGCUAAGCCCUGCCCUCAGUGGCGCUGGCACAGCCAGGAUGGACAACCAAGAAGAGCAGAAACACAAGCACAUGCCAGAAGAUGAGGCCUAUUACAUAGCCAAGGAGCUUCUCGCUACAGAACGAACCUAUCUGAAGGACUUAGAAGUUAUCACUGUGUGGUUCCGAAGUGUGGUGAUCAAGGAGGAGGCCAUGCCUGCAGCCCUGAUGAGCCUGCUUUUCUCCAACAUUGAUCCAGUCUAUGAGUUCCAUCGAGGCUUCCUUCACGAGGUGGAGCAGAGGCUGGCACUCUGGGAAGGGCCCUCUAGUGCCCACUUAAGAGAUGAUCAUCAACAGAUUGGGGACAUCCUCCUCAGGAACAUGCGUCAGUUAAAGGAGUUUACUAGCUACUUCCAAAGACACGAUGAGGUCCUAACCGAGCUGGAAAAGGCCACAAAACACUGUAAAAAGCUGGAGGCCGUCUACAAAGAGUUUGAGCUCCAGAAGGUCUGCUACCUGCCUCUCAAUACAUUCCUGCUGAAGCCAGUCCAGAGGCUAGUCCACUACCGUCAGCUGCUGAGCCGGCUGUGCGCUCAUUACUCACCCGGGCACCGAGACUAUGCCAACUGCCAUGAGGCACUGAAGGCCAUCACAGAAGUGACCACUGAGCUCCAACAAAGCCUCACCCGGCUGGAAAACCUCCAGAAGCUGACAGAGCUACAGCGAGACCUGGUCGGUAUAGAAAACCUCAUUGCUCCUGGAAGGGAGUUCAUCCGUGAGGGCUGUCUUCACAAGCUCACAAAGAAGGGCCUGCAGCAGCGCAUGUUUUUCCUGUUCUCAGAUAUGUUGCUGUAUACGAGCAAAAGUGUCCCAGGGACCAGUCAUUUCCGGAUCCGUGGCUCCCUUCCACUCCGUGGCAUGCUGGUAGAAGAAAGUGAGAAUGAAUGGUCUGUUCCUCAUUGCUUCACCAUCUAUGCAGCUCAGAAAACAAUUGUGGUAGCAGCCAGCACUCGGCUAGAGAAGGAAAAGUGGAUGCAGGACCUGAAUGCAGCGAUCCAGGCAGCCAAGAGUAUUGGUGACUCACCCCCAGUGCUGCUAGGAGGCCCAGUGUAUACUCGUACCCCCAGAUCUUCUGAUGAAGUCUCUCUGGAAGAAUCAGAAGAUGGUCCAGGAACCCGGGGCUCCCUGGAGGGGAACAGCCAGCACCGGGCCAAUACCACAAUGCAUGUGUGCUGGUACCGGAACACAAGUGUGUCCAGGGCAGACCACAGUGCAGCUGUUGAGAACCAGCUUUCAGGAUAUCUGCUGAGAAAGUUUAAGAACAGUAAUGGCUGGCAGAAGCUCUGGGUGGUCUUUACCAACUUCUGCUUGUUCUUCUAUAAAACACAUCAGGAUGACCACCCCCUGGCCAGCCUCCCACUACUGGGUUACAGCGUGAGCCACCCCAGGGAGGCUGACGGCAUCCACAAAGACUACGUUUUCAAGCUCCAAUUCAAAUCUCACGUCUACUUCUUCCGGGCUGAGAGCAAGUACACGUUUGAAAGGUGGAUGGAAGUCAUCAAAAGGGCCAGCAGCUCACCAGGAAGACCCCCAAGUUUCACUCAGGACUGCUCACAUCUCUCUUCAAGGCUGGAGGCAGAGACCAGAGCAAAGGAGGCAUGUCCUUCACCCUGCUUGGACAAGAGCCUGUGACAGAGGCUUGCAGGGAGUGUAAGCGUCAUCUUCCUACAGAUGACAGGUGGCCCUGACCCUGGAAUGAUCCUCAUAAGACCUCUAGGAGGGGUUCUGCCUUCCCCAAACUCCAGAAACAGUGAAGACUCAUGAUGGCUGAGGCACAUGUCUGAGAUCCACAAAAAGGAAAUGGGAGGUAAGGGGGCCUGGUUUCAUGAACAUGGCCCUGCUGAGGACUAGCCCCAGACUCAGGCUUAUGUGAUGAGCUCCUGUUACUCUAGAGGUUAGCCUCCAGAUCAUAGCAAAACAAGAGUAUGGUGAAAGCUGCUCUGGCUCCCAUCCCACACACCUUCUAGGCCAGUGGGAAACAAAGACCAUCCUCCCACAACAAGGCCUGGGAAGGUGAGGCCUCUCAUCAGUUCCCAGUGUUUCUCAUUAAUUAGGGCAGGCCUGAUGCCUAUUCACCCAUGUGAUUUAAAAUAAAAGAACAUCUCCCCCACC
This is a messenger RNA of Mastomys coucha (southern multimammate mouse), 6049 nucleotides long. RefSeq names its product FERM, ARH/RhoGEF and pleckstrin domain protein 2 (gene Farp2). Gene Ontology annotation, cellular component: cytoskeleton. NCBI's taxonomy places the organism in Eukaryota, Metazoa, Chordata, Mammalia, Rodentia, Muridae. The coding region runs from base 2369 to 5569 and encodes 1066 amino acids. The record is from RefSeq and is a predicted model, not a curated record. Gene Ontology annotation, molecular function: cytoskeletal protein binding; guanyl-nucleotide exchange factor activity. The transcript has 27 exons.